Hypomesus transpacificus is the source of this 1952-nucleotide messenger RNA. It is a transcript of the gene c1galt1la, whose product is annotated as core 1 synthase, glycoprotein-N-acetylgalactosamine 3-beta-galactosyltransferase, 1a. The coding region runs from base 281 to 1510 and encodes 409 amino acids. The transcript is spliced from 4 exons. The record is from RefSeq and is a predicted model, not a curated record. Gene Ontology annotation, molecular function: N-acetylgalactosaminide beta-1,3-galactosyltransferase activity. Gene Ontology annotation, cellular component: membrane. NCBI's taxonomy places the organism in Eukaryota, Metazoa, Chordata, Actinopteri, Osmeriformes, Osmeridae.
CCGUGAUGCUGAAGAAUGUUAUUUUUAAGCGCCAGGAUACUCGUGUUUUCAUUAAUUUCACAGAGCGAAUGAGUGGCAUAAGACCUUCAAAUUAAACGCUUACGGAGAAAAUGUGUGGGUAGAAAAAUGUUGACAAUAUCGCUUCGCCCAAUAGUUUUAAAUGGACCAACACAAGAUAGGAUUUUCUCCGGCGGCGAUGUACUGCAAAUGUAGACUAUCUUUCCAAUAUGGGCCUGUCUAAAGAGUCUGACCUUCGCACAAAGCCUGUCAUGCUGUGACCAUGAAGGGUCUAUCCUCCAGAUGUGCCUUCUGCCUGGGCUUCCUCGUGGGGACUCUCAGCCUGCACUUCUUCCUGAGGCAGGUGUGGUUUGAGAGGAGCUUCCCCAUGCUCGCAGAGCUCCAGGAAAGCCCAGCGGCAACUGUGGAGCGACAGGCCAGUGGCAGCAGUCGCUGGAGGAAGGAAGGAGCUGCCCUUGUCAACCUCCACCGCCCUCAUCACAUAGACGAGGACAACAGUGUAGCAGAGGAGCUGUAUCAGAAGGUCCGGAUCCUGUGCUGGGUCAUGACAGGGCCCAGCAACCUCCACAGCAAGGCCCACCACGUCAAGGCCACCUGGAGCCGCCACUGUAACCUGGUGGUGUUCAUGAGCUCUGUGGACGACCCCGACUUCCCCACCGUGGGCCUGGGGACUGGGGAGGGCCGCGACCAGCUCUACUGGAAGACCAUCCGCGCCUUCCACUACGCCUACGAGCACCACGCCCAUCAGGCAGACUGGUUUCUCAAGGCGGACGAUGACACUUUCGUGGUGGUGGACAACCUGCGCUGGAUCCUGUCCAAUCACACGUCCGAGGAGCCCGUCUACUUUGGCAAGCGCUUCAAGCCGUAUGCCAAGCAGGGCUACAUGAGUGGUGGCGCUGGGUACGUUCUGAGCAAAGAGGCCCUCAGGAGGUUCGUGGAGGGGUUCCGGACUAAGGUGUGCACACACACCACGCCCGUGGAGGACCUGGCCCUGGGCCAGUGCCUGGAGAAGAUGGGCGUUCUGGCUGGGGACUCUAGAGACACGCUGCAGCGUGAGACCUUCCACCCUUUUGUGCCGGAGCACCACCUCACCGGAAAGUUCUCCAAGAGCUUCUGGUACUGGAACUACUGCUACUACCCCAUUGUGGAGGGACCCCAGUGCUGCUCAGACCUGGCGGUGUCGUUCCACUACGUGGAAGCAGAGCUCAUGUACACGCUAGAGUAUUUCACCUAUCACCUACGACCCUACGGCUACAGAUACCGUUACCACCCCACCCCACCCCGGGACCUGGCCUUGCCAGCACACACAGACAGGGGGAGGGCAGUGGACGACCAGGGGACUGAGGUAGUAACCCUGCCAAUCUCUGUCACCAUGGUCACUGGGGAAAGGCUCACGGCAGUGUCAUUGAAGGUUGCAGAUGAAGUUUUGAAUUCUACGACAACGCCCAACCGAACUGCAGUCACACUGGACAAUGGCAUUUUGAGGAAUUGAAACAGUGAUUUUAAACGGUUACAGUACCAUUUAUCUUCUUUUUUUUCUUUUUUGCUGUUGUGUACAUUUUGGGGUGAAAUUUGACUAUUGCACUUGAAUUUCAUUUGAAGGCAUUGUGUAGAGUUUUGUAUUGCAAUCGUUAUCAGUUGUGAUAGGUUAAUUUUUAUUAUCAUUGACCCUUACCUGAAAUUACCUUUAAUCACUGAAGUUGCAGCGUUCGUGCUUGUUACUGUAUUUGAUAAUGCCAUAAACAUUUGUUCUGGGGGCUUUGUAGAUACUGAGUCAUCCCUGAGUAGGAGCGUACCCUAUGUCAGCUAUCUUGAACGGUUACUUGCUAAAAAAGAUAAAUUAAUAUUGAUUCCAUUAUGUCAUCAAGCAGUUACCGCCUUUUUGCGUGGAAAAAUUGGUCGGCACACACAGUAUUAUUUACUUAAUUUGUAUG